Gigantopelta aegis is the source of this 483-nucleotide messenger RNA. Its product is annotated as cilia- and flagella-associated protein 251-like. The record is from RefSeq and is a predicted model, not a curated record. NCBI's taxonomy places the organism in Eukaryota, Metazoa, Mollusca, Gastropoda, Neomphalida, Peltospiridae. The transcript has a single exon. The coding region runs from base 1 to 483 and encodes 160 amino acids.
AUGGAUAAGGAAAGGAGGCACAGAAGGAAAGGAGGAGGAUUGGAGAAGGAGAAAUGGUAUUGGAAAAGGGGGAUUGGAGGAGGAGAAGGAAAGGAGGAGGGGAAGGCAGAGGAAAGGAAGGAAGAAGAAGGGGGAAGGGGAAGGGAUAAGGAAAGGAGGCACAGAAGGAAAGGAGGAGGAUUGGAGAAGGAGAAAUGGUAUUGGAAAAGGGGGAUUGGAGGAGGAGAAGGAAAGGAGGAGGGGAAGAAGGAAAGGAGGAAGAGAAGGAUUGAAGAAGGAAAGGAGGCACAGAAGGAAAGGAGGAGGAUUGGAGAAGGAGAAGGGGGAUUGGGAAGGAAAGGAGGGAGGAGAAGAAAGGAAGGAGGAGAGGAAGGAGGAAAAGAAGGAAAGGAGAAGAGAAGUGAAGAAGGGAGGAGAAGAAGAAAGAAAAGAUAUGGAGAAAGAGAAGAAGGAAAGGAGAAGGAAGAAGAGAAGAAUGGAUGA